AUGUUUAUUUUGAACCAUGGACCAACCCUGGUGAAACCCACCACUACACUGACAGCAGUUACUCUGUUCCUAGUGCCUGUCCUGACAGCAGCUACUCUGUUCCUAGUGCCUGUCCUGACAGCAGCGACUCUGUUCCUAGUGUCUGUCCUGACAGCAGCUACUCUGUUCCUUGUGCCUGUCCUGAUAGCAGCUACUCUGUUCCUAGUGCCUGUCCUGAUAGCAGCUACUCUGUUCCUAGUGCCUGUCCUGAUAGCAGCUACUCUGUUCCUAGUGCCUGUCCUGACAGCAGCUACUCUGUUCCUAGUGUCUGUCCUGACAGCAGCUACUCUGUUCCUAGUGCCUGUCCUGACAGCAGCUACUCUGUUCCUAGUGCCUGUCCUGACAGCAGCUACUCCUAGCUGCAGUGUAUCCUGACCACAGCUACUCCUAGCUGCACGCUUGCAUUUUUAAAAAGUAUUUAUUUCUGCUUGUAUUGAGACGGGCAUAGAAAGGGAUGGGGAUACAGAGAGGAGUGGGCCCUGGUCUGCUUGUAUUGAGAUGGGCAUAGAAAGGGAUGGGGAUACAGAGAGGAGUGGGCCCUGGUCUGCUUGUAUUGAGACGGGCAUAGAAAGGGAUGGGGAUACAGAGAGGAGUGGGCCCUGGUCUGCUUGUAUUGAGACGGGCAUAGAAAGGGAUGGGGAUACAGAGAGGAGUGGGCCCUGGUCUGCUUGUAUUGAGACGGGCAUAGAAAGGGAUGGGGAUACAGAGAGGAGUGGGCCCUGGUCUGCUUGUAUUGAGACGGGCAUAGAAAGGGAUGGGGAUACAGAGAGGAGUGGGCCCUGGUCUGCUUGUAUUGAGACGGGCAUAGAAAGGGAUGGGGAUACAGAGAGGAGUGGGCCCUGGUCUGCUUGUAUUGAGACGGGCAUAGAAAGGGAUGGGGAUACAGAGAGGAGUGGGCCCUGGUCUGCUUGUAUUGAGACGGGCAUAGAAAGGGAUGGGGAUACAGAGAGGAGUGGGCCCUGGUCUGCUUGUAUUGAGACGGGCAUAGAAAGGGAUGGGGAUACAGAGAGGAGUGGGCCCUGGUCUGCUUGUAUUGAGACGGGCAUAGAAAGGGAUGGGGAUACAGAGAGGAGUGAGCCCUGGUCUGCUUGUAUUGAGACGGGCAUAGAAAGGGAUGGGGAUACAGAGAGGAGUGAGCCCUGGUCUGCUUGUAUUGAGACGGGUAUAGAAAGGGAUGGGGAUACAGAGAGGAGUGAGCCCUGGUCUGCUUGUAUUGAGACGGGUAUAGAAAGGGAUGGGGAUACAGAGAGGAGUGAGCCCUGGUCUGCUUGUAUUGAGACGGGCAUAGAAAGGGAUGGGGAUACAGAGAGGAGUGGGCCCUGGUCUGCUUGUAUUGAGACGGGCAUAGAAAGGGAUGGGGAUACAGAGAGGAGUGGGCCCUGGUCUGCUUGUAUUGAGACGGGCAUAGAAAGGGAUGGGGAUACAGAGAGGAGUGGGCCCUGGUCUGCUUGUAUUGAGACGGGCAUAGAAAGGGAUGGGGAUACAGAGAGGAGUGAGCCCUGGUCUGCUUGUAUUGAGACGGGCAUAGAAAGGGAUGGGGAUACAGAGAGGAGUGGGCCCUGGUCUGCUUGUAUUGAGACGGGCAUAGAAAGGGAUGGGGAUACAGAGAGGAGUGGGCCCUGGUCUGCUUGUAUUGAGACGGGCAUAGAAAGGGAUGGGGAUACAGAGAGGAGUGGGCCCUGGUCUGCUUGUAUUGAGACGGGCAUAGAAAGGGAUGGGGAUACAGAGAGGAGUGAGCCCUGGUCUGCUUGUAUUGAGACGGGCAUAGAAAGGGAUGGGGAUACAGAGAGGAGUGGGCCCUGGUCUGCUUGUAUUGAGACGGGCAUAGAAAGGGAUGGGGAUACAGAGAGGAGUGAGCCCUGGUCUGCUUGUAUUGAGACGGGCAUAGAAAGGGAUGGGGAUACAGAGAGGAGUGGGCCCUGGUCUGCUUGUAUUGAGACGGGCAUAGAAAGGGAUGGGGAUACAGAGAGGAGUGGGCCCUGGUCUGCUUGUAUUGAGACGGGCAUAGAAAGGGAUGGGGAUACAGAGAGGAGUGGGCCCUGGUCUGCUUGUAUUGAGACGGGCAUAGAAAGGGAUGGGGAUACAGAGAGGAGUGGGCCCUGGUCUGCGGUGGGGAGGCCUACAUGUUGUUAAUGUCAGGAGUGUUACUUACCUGACCACGGCUCUGCACACCCUUACAUUUAGUGUGUGUGUGUGUGUGCAUUUAACAUGCUCGUGUGUCUGUCCGUGGUGUAUCCGUGUGUGUGUCUGUCCGUGUGUGUGUGUGUGUGUGCCCCUGUGUGGCGUGCCUGUGUGUGUGUUUGUGUCUGUGUGUGCAUUCCCCUGUGUGUGUGUUUGUUGAACUCCGUCAGAUUGUACAGUAAUUGCCUCAGUGAUCCUGCUCCCUGUUUUAAUGACUGUAGUCAGCUGAACCUAACGACUGGAGAGUUAUCUCUAUAUUAAUGGCUGUAGUCAGCUAAACCUAACGACUGGAGAGUUGUCUCUAUAUUAAUGGCUGUAGUCAGCUAAACCUAACGACUGGAGAGUUGUCUCUAUAUUAAUGGCUGUAGUCAGCUAAACCUAACGACUGGAGAGUUGUCUCUAUAUUAAUGGCUGUAGUCAGCUAAACCUAACGACUGGAGAGUUGUCUCUAUAUUAAUGGCUGUAGUCAGCUAAACCUAACGACUGGAGAGUUGUCUCUAUAUUAAUGACUGUAGUCAGCUAAACCUAACGACUGGAGAGUUGUCUCUAUAUUAAUGACUGUAGUCAGCUAAACCUAACGACUGGAGAGUUGUCUCUAUAUUAAUGACUGUAGUCAGCUAAACCUAACGACUGGAGAGUUGUCUCUAUAUUAAUGGCUGUAGUCAGCUAAACCUAACGACUGGAGAGUUGUCUCUAUAUUAAUGACUGUAGUCAGCUGAACCUAACGACUGGAGAGUUGUCUCUAUAUUAAUGGCUGUAGUCAGCUAAACCUAACGACUGGAGAGUUGUCUCUAUAUUAAUGACUGUAGUCAGCUAAACCUAACGACUGGAGAGUUGUCUCUAUAUUAAUGGCUGUAGUCAGCUAAACCUAACGACUGGAGAGUUGUCUCUAUAUUAAUGGCUGUAGUCAGCUAAACCUAACGACUGGAGAGUUAUCUCUAUAUUAAUGGCUGUAGUCAGCUAAACCUAACGACUGGAGAGUUAUCUCUAUAUUAAUGACUGUAGUCAGCUAAACCUAACCACUGGGGAGUUGUCUCUAUAUUAAUGACUGUAGUCAGCUGAACCUAUUAAUGACUGUAGUCAGCUAAACCUAACGACUGGAGAGUUGUCUCUAUUAAUGACUGUAGUCAGCUAAACCUAACGACUGGAGAGUUGUCUCUAUAUUAAUGGCUGUAGUCAGCUAAACCUAACGACUGGAGAGUUAUCUCUAUAUUAAUGACUGUAGUCAGCUAAACCUAACCACUGGGGAGUUGUCUCUAUAUUAAUGACUGUAGUCAGCUGAACCUAUUAAUGACUGUAGUCAGCUAAACCUAACGACUGGAGAGUUGUCUCUAUAUUAAUGGCUGUAGUCAGCUAAACCUAACGACUGGAGAGUUAUCUCUAUAUUAAUGGCUGUAGUCAGCUAAACCUAACGACUGGAGAGUUAUCUCUAUAUUAAUGGCUGUAGUCAGCUAAACCUAACGACUGGAGAGUUAUCUCUAUAUUAAUGACUGUAGUCAGCUAAACCUAACGACUGGAGAGUUGUCUCUAUAUUAAUGACUGUAGUCAGCUAAACCUAACGACUGGAGAGUUAUCUCUAUAUUAAUGACUGUAGUCAGCUAAACCUAACCACUGGGGAGUUGUCUCUAUAUUAAUGACUGUAGUCAGCUGAACCUAUUAAUGACUGUAGUCAGCUAAACCUAACGACUGGAGAGUUGUCUCUAUAUUAAUGGCUGUAGUCAGCUAAACCUAACGACUGGAGAGUUAUCUCUAUAUUAAUGGCUGUAGUCAGCUAAACCUAACGACUGGAGAGUUAUCUCUAUAUUAAUGGCUGUAGUCAGCUAAACCUAACGACUGGAGAGUUAUCUCUAUAUUAAUGACUGUAGUCAGCUAAACCUAACGACUGGAGAGUUGUCUCUAUAUUAAUGACUGUAGUCAGCUAAACCUAACGACUGGAGAGUUAUCUCUAUAUUAAUGACUGUAGUCAGCUAAACCUAACCACUGGGGAGUUGUCUCUAUAUUAUUGACUGUAGUCAGCUGAACCUAUUAAUGACUGUAGUCAGCUAAACCUAACGACUGGAGAGUUGUCUCUAUUAAUGACUGUAGUCAGCUAAACCUAACGACUGGAGAGUUGUCUCUAUAUUAAUGGCUGUAGUCAGCUAAACCUAACGACUGGAGAGUUGUCUCUAUAUUAAUGGCUGUAGUCAGCUAAACCUAACGACUGGAGAGUUGUCUCUAUAUUAAUGGCUGUAGUCAGCUAAACCUAACGACUGGAGAGUUGUCUCUAUAUUAAUGGCUGUAGUCAGCUAAACCUAACGACUGGAGAGUUUGGGCCGGGUCUCUGAGUGAAACUGAUUACAGCUGGACUGGGUCAGCAGUAAUGACACUGGUACUACACACAGGUUAAAUAACUCCACUGUAAGCAGUUGUCUGCAUGUCUUCAUCUGUUUUAUGCUAUGUCCCAGCCAGCGUCUACACUGGAUAUGUGACUUCACCCUAAAAGAAAAAGUCUCCUUUUUUUCCUCCCUUCUGUUAUUUUAUUUAUAGCUCAAGUUCAAUCCCGCUUCAGAGGAAAACAUUAUGAACAGCUUACACUCCUUUCCCUGUGUCUUCUUCCAAGGUAUGGGAAGGUCGGUGGCGUGUUAUUCCCCAUGACGUGCUGCCUGAGUGGCUGAAGGACAACGAGUAUCUCCGCCACGGACACCGGCCACCCAUGCCCUCCUUCAGGGCCUGCUUCAAGAGCAUCUUCAGGAUCCACACGGAGACGGGCAACAUCUGGACUCACCUGCUGGGUAAGAGAGGAGUCAGGGGACACACACACUUGCAGACACAAUCAGUGACACACACCAAGCUAGCAUUUAAAUUCAAACACAUUUAUCAAACAAAGCUAGCAAAUGAAUGUCUUUGGUGGUGACAUUUACUUUGGUUUGAGUGACUUAAAAGCUAAUUAGAUCACACUACACCGUUAGAAACACACAGCUAAUUAGAUCACACUACACCGUUAGAAACACACAGCUAAUUAGAUCACACUACACCGUUAGAAACACACAGCUAAUUAGAUCACACUACACCGUUAGAAACACACAGCUAAUUAGAUCACACUACACCGUUAGAAACACACAGCUAAUUAGAUCACACUACACCGUUAGAAACACACAGCUAAUUAGAUCACACUACACCGUUAGAAACACACAGCUAAUUAGAUCACACUACACCGUUAGAAACACACAGCUAAUUAGAUCACACUACACCGUUAGAAACACACAGCUAAUUAGAUCACACUACACCGUUAGAAACACACAGCUAAUUAGAUCACACUACACAACCGUUAGAAACACACAGCUAAUUAGAUCACAACACAACCGUUAGAAACACACAGCUAAUUAGAUCACACUACACCGUUAGAAACACACAGCUAAUUAGAUCACAGAGCAGUGGUUCCCAACCUUCUCUGUUCCGGGGACCACCAAAUACAUCAAAAGAGGAACAGAGAGGGGGGUGUAGUAGAGGAGGGGGUAGGGCAGGGGUAGUAAGUCAGGGGGGGAGAAGCAGAUGGACAGAGGGGGGGUUAGUGAGGAGCAGAGGGGGUGUAGUAGAGGAGCAGAGGGGGGGGUGGACGUGUAGAGAGAGCAGAGGGGGGUGGUAGUAGAGAGAGCAGAGGGGGUGUAGUAGAGGAGCAGAGGGGGGGUGGUAGUAGAGGAGCAGAGGGGGGUGUAGUAGAGGAGCAGGGGGGGUGUAGUAGAGGAGCAGAGAGGGGGGGGUGUAGUAGAGGAGCAGAGGGGGGUGUAGUAGAGGAGCAGAGGGGGGUGUAGUAGAGGAGCAGAGGGGGGGUGUAGUAGAGGAGCAGAGGGGGGGGUGUAGUAGAGGAGCAGAGGGGGGGGUGUAGUAGAGGAGCAGAGGGGGGGUGUAGUAGAGGAGCAGAGGGGGGUGUAGUAGUAGUAGAGGCAGGGGGGGGUGUAGUAGAGGAGCAGGGGGGGUGUAGUAGAGGGCAGAGGGGGGGGUGUAGGGUUAGAGAGGGCAGAGGGGGGGUGUAGUAGAGGAGCAGAGGGGGGGUGUAGUAGAGGAGCAGAGGGGGGUGUAGUAGAGGAGCAGGGGGGGUGUAGUAGAGGAGCAGAGGGGGGUGUAGUAGAGGAGCAGGGGGGGUGUAGUAGAGGAGCAGGGGGGGUGUAGUAGAGGAGCGGGGGGUGUGUAGUAGAAGGAGCAGAGGGGGGGUGUAGUAGAGGAGCAGAGGGGGGGUGUAGUAGAGGAGCAAGGGGGGGUGUAGUAGAGGAGCAGAGGGGGGGUGUAGUAGAGGAGAGAGAGGGGGGGUGUAGUGCAGAGGAGGGUUUCAGAGAGGGGGGGUGUAGUAGAGGAGCAGAGGGGGGGUGUAGUAGAGGAGCAGAGAGGGGGGUGUAGUAGAGGAGCAGAGGGGGGGUGGUAGUAGAGGAGCAGGGGGGGGUGUAGUAGAGGAGCAGAGGGGGGGGGGUGUAGUAGAGGAGCAGAGGGGGUGUAGUAGAGAGGAGCGAGGGGCGGGGGGGCUUGUGGGUAGUAGAGGAGAAGAGGGUGGGGGGGGGGGGGGGGGGGGGGGUUUGUAGUAGUUGUAUGUACGUAGAGGAGCAGGGGGGGGGGGGGGGGGGGGGGGGGGUGUAGUAGAUGAUCAGAGAGGGGGGGUGGAGAGAGAGAGAUAAUUAGCAGGCCACAGCUGAGCCACCCACACAGAGGAUAAACACAGUGUUUACUACUAUCUGUUUGUCCUUGUGUGUCAUUAAUCUGCCAUGUCAUAACGUCCUGCCCUAAUCACCAGUAAUGGAGUUAACGUUCCCCACUCUCUGCUCUAGCCCUCUGCUACUUUCACACACACACACUGUCUGAGUCAGACUAAGGACCGGCCAGAACACAGACAGACUAACAUGAGAUCUGCUCCCUGCUCACACGUGCAGAAAUGAUACAAUAUGAGAGCACAGGGCAAACCACGCGCACAUACACCGUCUAUACACACACACACACACUCAGACUACACACACACAUACAUACACACAGACUACACACACAUACAUACACACAGACUCUCUUCCGCUCCAGCGCAGAUGUGUUGGGCAUUAAAUAAGGACAGGGCCUCUGAGUAAACGGAGAACUGAAUGUUCACAUAGUCCCAUUUAGCUGGGUUAGGGUUAGACCAUUUAGCUGGGUUAGGGUUAGACCAUUUAGCUGGGUUAGGGUUAGACCCAUUUAGCUGGGUUAGGGUUAGACCAUUUAGCUGGGUUAGAGUUAGACAUUUAACUGGGUUAGGGUUAGACCAUUUAACUGGGUUAGGGUUAGACCCAUUUAACUGGGUUAGGGUUAGACCAUUUAGCUGGGUUAGGGUUAGACCAUUUAACUGGGUUAGGGUUAGACCAUUUAACUGGGUUAGGGUUAGACCCAUUUAACUGGGUUAGGGUUAGACCCAUUUAACUGGGUUAGGGUUAGACCCAUUUAACUGGGUUAGGGUUAGACCCAUUUAACUGGGUUAGGGUCAGACCAUUUAACUGGGUUAGGGUUAGACCAUUUAACUGGGUUAGGGUUAGACCCAUUUAACUGGGUUAGGGUUAGACCCAUUUAACUGGGUUAGGGUUAGACCCAUUUAACUGGGUUAGGGUUAGACCCAUUUAACUGGGUUAGGGUUAGACCCAUUUAACUGGGUUAGGGUUAGACCCAUUUAACUGGGUUAGGGUUAGACCCAUUUAACUGGGUUAGGGUUAGACCCAUUUAACUGGGUUAGGGUUAGACCCAUUUAACUGGGUUAGGGUUAGACCAUUUAACUGGGUUAGGGUCAGACCAUUUAACUGGGUUAGGGUUAGACCAUUUAACUGGGUUAGGGUUAGACCCAUUUAACUGGGUUAGGGUUAGACCCUUUAACUGGGUUAGGGUUAGACCCAUUUAACUGGGUUAGGGUUAGACCCAUUUAACUGGGUUAGGGUCAGACCAUUUAACUGGGUUAGGGUUAGACCAUUUAACUGGGUUAGGGUUAGACCAUUUAACUGGGUUAGGGUUAGACCAUUUAACUGGGUUAGGGUUAGACCAUUUAACUGGGUUAGGGUUAGACCCAUUUAACUGGGUUAGGGUUAGACCCAUUUAACUGGGUUAGGGUUAGACCAUUUAACUGGGUUAGGGUUAGACCAUUUAACUGGGUUAGGGUUAGACCCAUUUAACUGGGUUAGGGUUAGACCCAUUUAACUGGGUUAGGGUUAGACCCAUUUAACUGGGUUAGGGUUAGACCCAUUUAACUGGGUUAGGGUCAGACCAUUUAACUGGGUUAGGGUUAGACCAUUUAACUGGGUUAGGGUUAGACCCAUUUAACUGGGUUAGGGUUAGACCCAUUUAACUGGGUUAGGGUUAGACCCAUUUAACUGGGUUAGGGUUAGACCCAUUUAACUGGGUUAGGGUUAGACCCAUUUAACAGGGUUAGGGUCAGACCAUUUAGCUGGGUUAGGGUUAGACCAUUUAGCUGGGUUAGGGUUAGACCAUUUAGCUGGGUUAGGGUUAGACCAUUUAGCUGGGUUAGGGUUAGACCAUUUAACUGGGUUAGGGUUAGACCAUUUAACUGGGUUAGGGUUAGACCAUUUAACUGGGUUAGGGUUAGACCCAUUUAACUGGGUUAGGGUUAGACCAUUUAACUGGGUUAGGGUUAGACCAUUUAACUGGGUUAGGGUUAGACCAUUUAACUGGGUUAGGGUUAGACCAUUUAACUGGGUUAGGGUUCCUGUCCUGGUGAGCAUCAAACAGAACAAAUAACACACACAACAACACCCCAUCAAACAUGUCACCGUAGCUACGGGUCAGGAGGCUCUACCUGACCUUGGGAUUUGACCAGGAAAGCCUCUUUAGGUCUAGAACAUUCUUGGGCCCAGAGUUUUUCCCUGGUCAUGUCACAGUCAGGAAAACCUCCAGGUCUGAGUCAUUAGAUACUAAAUAAACACAGAUAUGAGGCAGAGAGAGAGAGUCAUCUGAAAGCAGGCUGAUGAGACUGUGUGACACAGAUCACAUUAGUCAGGAGAAACUCCAGCCAGCACAACCGCAGACGGAUGUAGCACACAGUUGUCUGAAAGCAGAAAGAAGCCCACGGUCCUCUUGUUGUGGUGUUAUGACACAGGUCUACACACUGAGGUCACAGUCAGCCAGUCCCAGCCAGCCAGUCCCAGCCAGCCAGUCCCAGUCAGCCAGUCCCAGUCAGCCAGUCCCAGUCAGCCAGUCCCAGUCAGCCAGUCCCAGUCAGCCAGUCCCAGUCAGCCAGUCCCAGUCAGCCAGUCCCAGUCAGCCAGUCCCAGUCAGCCAGUCCCAGCCAGCCAGUCCCAGCCAGCCAGUCCCAGCCAGCCAGUCCCAGUCAGUCCCAGUCAGUCAGUCCCAGUCAGUCAGUCCCAGUCAGCCAGUCCCAGUCAGCCAGUCCCAGCCAGCCAGUCCCAGUCAGCCAGUCACAGCCAGCCAGUCAGUCAGUCCCAGUCUGGUGCUGCUGGCCUGGCAGCCUGGCAACAUGACUAUGGUCCUCUCGCUAGCAGAGUGAAGGAACUCACUGUGUUUGUGUCCUUCUGGUGAAUCUGCUGCAUAGUGUGACUCAGUCUACUGACUCUACAGCAGGGUUUCUCAAACUGGGUCCCGGGGCCCCCCCUGGGUGCACCUUUUGGAUUUUGCUCUAGCACCACACAGCUGAUUCAAAUAACAAAUUCUUGAUGAGUUGGUUAUUUGAAUCAGCUGUGUAAUUCUAGGGUGAACACCAAAAGGUGUACCCAGAGGGGGCCCCGGGACCCAGUUUGAGAAACCCUGGACUAGAGGACACACCCCCCUCUGACUUUAGAGGACUGACGCACACAUUGUGACUCAGCUUGACUGAAUCAAGGGGACACACCCACCACACAUGUCAUGUGCAUACACAAACAGUGUGUUCUCUACCCACCACUGUUCCCUAGUGUACACUUCUGGUAUCACAACUCAGAUGAUUUAGUCUCUUCCCACAGCCACUGGCAAGCGAGACUACAAGUUAGAAUAUAAAUCAGACAUUUUUUAUAAAUCUAUAGUAUAUUUGACCAAACUCAGUAAAGCUGAGCUAGCUGGGUCAUACCUUUGAACAGGAGCCCAUAUGAUCAGUAUGAUUCAGCGUGUAUACAGCUGAGAGCUCAGACAGACCUCUCGCUCUCUCGCAUUCAUCAUUUUAAAUUAAUUAUUUUAUCAUUAGAAUGAUGUGCUGUAACUGCUACAUAUUGUUUCUAAUGAGCGAUUGAGCAUGAGCACUUAAAAUAAAUAAUACAUGAGUAUUUCUCUCCCCAUCUCCCUCUUCAAGAGUUUUUCCAAGAGAUUUUGAAUAGUAGUAGAAUCACAUACUGAAACGUAUUGUUUCUAAUGACUAAUCGAUGGGUUCAUUUUAAAUGAUGAAAUAUUAAUAAUAUUUAUUUCUCCCUCUCCAUCUCAUCUCCCCCUCCCUCUCUCUCUCCCUCUCUCUCUCUCUCUCUCUCUCUCCUUCCUCCAGGCUGUCUGUUCUUCCUGUGCCUGGGCAUCAUGUAUAUGUUCCGCUCCAACAUGUACUUUGCUGCCCCGUUCCAGGAGAAGAUAGUGAUCGGUAUCUUCUUCAUCGGAGCCAUCCUGUGUCUCUCCUUCUCCUGGCUCUUCCACACCGUCUACUGCCACUCCGAGGGCGUCUCGCGCGUCUUCUCCAAGUAAGACCAUGGUUAUAUUUUCCUUGCAUCUACAGUGAGGGGAAAAAAGUAUUUGAUCCCCUGCUGAUUUUGUACGUUUGCCCCACUGACAAAGACAUGAUCAGUCUAUAAUUUUAAUGGUAGGUUUAUUUGAACAGUGAGAGACAGAAUAUCAACAAAAAAAUCCAGAAAAACGCAUGUAAAUAUUUUUUUUUUGAAAUUGAUUUGCGUUUUAAUGAGGGAAAUAAGUAUUUGACCCCCUCUCAAUCAGAAAGAUUUCUGGCUCCCAGGUGUCUUUUAUUCAGGUAACGAGCUGAGAUUAGGAGCACACUCUUAAAGGGAGUGCUCCUAAUCUCAGUUUGUUACCUGUAUAAAAGACACCUGUCCACAGAAGCAAUCAAUCAAUCAGAUUCCAAACUCUCCAUCAUGGACAAGACCAAAGAGCUCUCCAAGGAUGUCAGGGACAAGAUUGUAGACCUACACAAGGCUGGAAUGCGCUCCAAGACCAUCGCCAAGCAGCUUGGUGAGAAGGUGACAACAGUUGGUGCGAUUAUUCGCAAAUGGAAGAAACACAAAAGAACGGUCAAUCUCCCUCUGCCUGGGGCUCCAUGCAAGAUCUCACCUCGUGGAGUUGCAAUGAUCAUGAGAACGGUGAGGAAUCAGCCCAGAACUACACGGGAGGAUCUUGUCAAUUAUCUCAAGGCAGCUGGGACCAUAGUCACCAAGAAAACAAUUGGUAACACACUACGCCGUGAAGGACUGAAAUCCUGCAGCGCCCGCAAGGUCCCCCGCUCAAGAAAUUACAUAUACAGGGCCGUCUGAAGUUUGCCAAUGAACAUCUGAAUGAUUCAGAGGAGAACUGGGUGAAAGUGUUGUGGUCAGAUGAGACCAAAAUCGAGCUCUUUGGCAUCAACUCAACUCGCCGUGUUUGGAGGAGGAGGAAUGUUGCCUAUGACCCCAAGAACACCAUCCCCACCGUCAAACAUGGAGGUGGAAACAUUAUGCUUUGGGGGUGUUUUUCUGCUAAGGGGACAGGACAACUUCACCGCAUCAAAGGGACGAUGGACGGGGCCAUGUACCGUCAAAUCUUGGGUGAGAACCUCCUUCCCUCAGCCAGGGCAUUGAAAAUGGGUCGUGGAUGGGUAUUCCAGCAUGACAAUGACCCAAAACACACGGCCAAGGCAACAAAUGAGUGGCUCAAGAAGAAGCACAUUAAGGUCCUGGAGUGGCCUAGCCAGUCUCCAGACCUUAAUCCCAUAGAAAAUCUGUGGAGGGAGCUGAAGGUUCGAGUUGCCAAACGUCAGGCUCGUAACCUUAAUGACUUGGAGAAGAUCUGCAAAGAGGAGUGGGACAAAAUCCCUCCUGAGAUGUGUGCAAACCUGGUGGCCAACUACAAGAAACGUCUGACCUCUGUGAUUGCCAACAAGGGUUUUGCCACCAAGUACUAAGUCAUGUUUUGCAGAGGGGUCAAAUACUUAUUUCCCUCAUUUAAAAUGCAAAUCAAUUUAUAAAAAUUUUUACAUGCGUUUUUCUGGAUUUUUGUUGUUAUUCUGUCUCUCACUGUUCAAAUAAACCUACCAUUAAAAUUAUAGACUGAUAAUUUAUUUGUCAGUGGGCAAAUGUACAAAAUCAGCAGGGGAUCAAAUACUUUUUUCCCUCACUGUACCUGACUCCAGACUGCACCACGUGUGUUGAUAGCAGAACCAGUGUCAAAUACUUUCAUUGGGCCUAUUCGGGGUACACUUGAUUUGUCUUGAGUUUGCAUUUUUGGGACUAUUCCAUUGUUUCUAUUGGUUGAAGCAUUCGAUGGAGCAGAUGUUUCGUCAUCGGUCUAACCUCGGGCUCCCGAGUGGCGCAGCGGUCUAAGGCGCUGCAUCUCAGUGCUUGAGGCGUCACUACAGACCCCCUGGUUCGAUUCCAGGCUGUAUCACAACCGGCCGUGAUUGGGAGUCCCAUAGGGCGGCGCACAAUUGGCCCAGCGUCGUUCGGGUUUGGCCGGUGUAGGCCGUCAUUGUAAAUAACAAUUUGUUCUUAACUGACUUGCCUAGUUAAAUAAAGGUUCAAUAAAAAUAAAUUUAAAAAAACCCCUCUCUCUCUCUGUCAAUAAAACGAAAUAUAUCAGUUUCAAAUUGCUUUAUUGGCAUGACGUAACAAUGUACAUAUUGCCUAAGCGUACUUUGGAAAAGGAAUGAUUGAUUAACAAUGUAUUUCUUUCGUCCAGGUCAUUCAUCUGUCUCUCUCUCUCUCCAGACUGGACUACUCAGGCAUAGCCUUCCUGAUCAUGGGCUCCUUUGUCCCCUGGCUCUACUACUCGUUCUACUGCUCUCCCAACCCCAGGCUGAUCUACCUGGUAGUCGUCUGUAUACUAGGAGUCUCUGCCAUCGUUGUCUCGCAGUGUGACUUCUUCGCUAAGCCACAGUACCGCGGCGUCAGAGCAGGUCAGUCACCGUGUGUGUGUGUGUGUGUGUGUGUGUUUAUGUGUUUAUGUGUGCUUUUGUUUUGUAAUCUAAUAAUUUAGUUUUAUCAAGACUGGGAUCUCCUCCACCUCUUCCUCCUCAUCUCCCUUCCACGUGCCAGGCUGCCCCCAGAGGUUAUCGCCUCAGACUGGCAGUCUUUUCUCACCCCCCCCCCCCCUCCCCUGCUCCCCUCCCCCCUCCUCCCCCCCCCCCCCCCCACCCCCCCCCCCCCCCCCCCCUCUCCCUCCUCCCUCUCCCCCUCCUCCCACACAGACACACACACGCUGUCCCUCCUCUUUGUGUUUUAUGGAGCCCAUUUAAACUGGUGCUCAUCAGUCCUCUGUGCCGUUUAUGGGGUUGUUAGUCCCAGCGGCCCGGUGCCAGACCCAGGGACGUGUCUGGGUUAUGACCAGGUGGCUGCCAGGCAGGGUAGGACAGGAGGGUCACUCCCUUUACCACUCUAUCUCUUCCUGUCUUUCCCUCUUCACUUUUCUGUCUGUCUUCCACUUUCUCACUCUGUCUCUCCCUCUAUCAUUCUCAUUUCUUUCCUUCCUUCCUCUCGCUCUCUCUGGGAACAGUGGACAGUCAUGUGUAGCGAGGCCUGAUGUAAUAUCAGUGAAAUAAACAGAAAGAGCUCAGUGUGAGUAGAGUGAGGUGUCAGGUGUAACCACUCAGGUGUGUACAAGCCCCUGGCUGUCUCUCCAGAGGACGCUUUGGGAUGAUGUUUCUACACGCAUGUCUCUCUGUCUCAGGUGUUGGUUUCUGUCAUUCUGUUUUGGUCUGUAGCUGUCUUCUGUAUUAACCCCUGUCUGUCUGUCUGUCCCCAGGAGUGUUUGUAGGUCUGGGUCUGAGCGGUGUGGUUCCCCACCCUGCACUUUGUCAUCACCGAGGGCUUGCCGAGAGCCACUACUAUGGGUCAGAUGGGCUGGCUCCUCCUCAUGGCUACUCUCUACAUCUCUGGAGCCUGCAUCUACGCAGCACGGAUCCCAGAGAGGUUCUUCCCAGGGAAAUGUGACAUCUGGGUGGGUAGAAGUAGAGGACCUCUGGGCUUGGACACACCAAUGGGGACUGCAUGCAGGAACUCACACACACACACGGACAACUUGGACACACACACACUCUCACACACUGGAGUUAAAUAUAGCUUUUUGGCUAUUUUGUGUGGGCUGAUUGAUCCCAGAUGUGUAUGUUUGUUUUGGGUUUGAGGAAACAGAGAUUGGGCAACCUUUUCCUCUCUCUCUCUCGCUCUCUCUCUCUCUCACACUGCUGAAGGUAAAUUGUUAUGAAUUGAGGACAUUGUAUAGGGCAGUGGUUAGGUCAUUUAGUCCGACCGUACCAUCCUUUAAACCCCGUCACGUGUGACCGUGUCUUGUCCCCUGCCCUGCCGUUCCCCUCCAUUAGCACCCAGCUGGAGAGGGGACAGGCCUGGGAGAGCUAGCCCAGAUCAGUGCCGUCAGGCUGGGCCUCGCUGCCCCUCUCCCCCCUUCUCUGGUCCUCAGCUGGAUGGUGGCUUCAAUACCUACUCUGGAACAGUAUGUGUACUUUAGGCUGCGUCUCAAAUGGCACCAUAAUCCCUAUGUAGUGCACUACUUUUCACCAGCACCUCUAGGGGGACAGUAGUGUACUACAGGUAACUGCCUAAAUAAAGGAACCAUAAAGUGUCUUAAUAGGGCGUUGGGCCACCACCAGCCAGAACAGCUUCCAUGCACCUUGGCAUAGAUUCUACCAGGGUCUGGAACUCUAUUGGAGGGAUGUGAAACCAUUCUUCCACCAGUCAUUCCAUCAUUUGGUGUUUUGUUGAUGGUGGUGGAAAACGCUGUCUCAGGCGCCGCUCCAGAAUCUACCGUAAAUGUUCAAUUGGGUUGAGAUCUGGUGACUGAGACACACACACACACACACACACACACACACACACACACACACACACACACACACACCCUUUAAAUCCCCUAUGCUCCUUUGAGACUCCUCUUUCAAAGUCACAGAGAUCUCUUCUUCUAGCCAUGGUAGCCAAAAUAAUGGGCAACUGGGCAUGUUUCUACAUGACCCUAAGCAUGAUGGGAUGUUUUAAUUUCUUAAUGAACUCAGGAACCACACCUGCGUGGAAGCACCUGCUUUGUAUCUGUCAUCCCUUUAAUGUUACCUUUGUUUUGGCAGUUACAUAGGGAAUAGGGUGCCAUUUGGGACACGGGCUGUGUAGUGGGUGGGUGGUUAUUACCCACUCCGGAACAGUGUGUUACAGUGCUUUAGGACCGUACUGUGGUGUGUGUGUGUGUGUGGGGGGGGGGGGCGAUUAUUACCUCACAUUCUUUACAUCUGUCCUUGAGAUGGUUGAUAGUCAGCCCCAACAUGAACCCUGUGUUACCCACGUAG
Molecule: messenger RNA, 15670 nt
Organism: Coregonus sp. 'balchen'
Lineage: Eukaryota; Metazoa; Chordata; Actinopteri; Salmoniformes; Salmonidae
Source: the annotation of a GenBank genome assembly